Messenger RNA from Podarcis muralis (Common wall lizard), 3709 nucleotides. It is a transcript of the gene SLC25A25, whose product is annotated as solute carrier family 25 member 25. Gene Ontology annotation, biological process: transmembrane transport. The record is from RefSeq and is a predicted model, not a curated record. Lineage: Eukaryota; Metazoa; Chordata; Lepidosauria; Squamata; Lacertidae. Gene Ontology annotation, cellular component: mitochondrial inner membrane. Gene Ontology annotation, molecular function: calcium ion binding.
GCAGUGAGAAUGCAGGCUGGAUGCUCAGGGCUUCUGUUCCUUUGAUGUGUAUUGGAUGAGCUGGAAGCACAGGUUAAAUCGCUACAGCUGUCUAGAGUGAAAGGAUCUGUUAUCCAAGCUUUCUAAGAGCAGUGCCUUUGCAUUCCUUUGUUCAGGCUUUCUGUAAUGUCUAGCAUCUUUGCUUCAUGCUAGGAGACUUGUGCUUUCCUCUUUCAUUGUCUAUUAAACUGCUUGUGACGCCAGACACGACAGCAGUACAGCAAUUUUGAAGGCAGGAAGCGGCUACAACCCUUCUGGCGUUGCUGUAUUUGAAGCACUGCCGCGAUGCGGUUCCCUUAAGAGGAUACUUGGUAGUGCAUUCACUUUUUUAAAUCGCUGUCUGCAGUGACUUCUUUACCAGGGCUCUAGUUGAAAGAUAAGUGAUGCUGCAGUCCCUCUGGCAGGUUUUUUCUUGCCUUUUUUCGAGGGCUGCAUGUCAAGGCCCUGCUGAAGGAAAGGAGAAUGAGGCAAAGGAAUCUCCAGCUCCCCGCCCUGGGGACCAGGGACCAAAGAUGCUGGGGAAACCGCUCAACAAAGAGACCAAUCCCACUGAAAGGAGACCAACUAUUCUAUUGGUAGUUGGACCUGCAGAGCAUUUCACACAGAAAAUUGUUAAAGCUGGAGAUAAGGACCUAGAUGGGCAGCUGGACUUUGAGGAGUUCGUUCACUAUCUCCAAGACCAUGAAAAGAAACUGAGACUGGUUUUCAAGAGCUUAGACAAAAAGAAUGAUGGCUGCAUUGACGCCCAGGAGAUCGUGCAGUCCCUUCGGGACCUGGGAGUCAAGAUAUCUGAACAGCAGGCUGAGAGAAUUCUCAAGAGAAUAAGAACGGGACACUUCUGGGGUCCUGUCACCUACAUGGAUAAAAAUGGAACAAUGACAAUAGAUUGGAAUGAAUGGCGUGACUAUCACCUGUUGCACCCUGUGGAGAACAUUCCUGAGAUUAUCCUGUACUGGAAGCACUCAACGAUUUUUGAUGUAGGAGAGAACCUGACAGUACCAGAUGAGUUCACAGUGGAAGAGAGGCAGACUGGAAUGUGGUGGCGACACCUAGUUGCAGGUGGAGGGGCAGGGGCAGUGUCAAGAACAUGCACUGCUCCCUUGGACCGCUUGAAAGUUCUCAUGCAGGUCCAUGCUUCUCGCAGUAACAACAUGUGCAUCGUUGGAGGCUUUACCCAGAUGAUCAGAGAGGGUGGCACAAGGUCACUUUGGCGAGGGAAUGGCAUCAAUGUUUUGAAAAUUGCUCCAGAGUCUGCCAUCAAGUUCAUGGCCUAUGAACAGAUCAAGCGAUUCAUUGGCACUGACCAGGAGGUGCUGAGGAUUCAUGAGAGGCUGGUAGCAGGUUCAUUGGCAGGAGCCAUUGCACAGAGCAGCAUCUACCCAAUGGAGGUUCUGAAGACACGGAUGGCCCUGCGCAAAACAGGGCAGUACUCAGGGAUGCUGCACUGUGCCAAGAACAUCCUCACCAAAGAAGGAAUGGGUGCUUUCUACAAAGGCUACAUCCCCAAUAUGCUGGGGAUCAUUCCCUAUGCAGGAAUUGACCUGGCUGUAUAUGAGACAUUGAAAAACAGCUGGCUGCAACAUUAUGCUGUGAACAGUGCUGAUCCAGGGGUGUUCGUUCUGUUGGCCUGUGGUACCAUCUCUAGCACCUGUGGACAACUGGCCAGUUACCCUCUUGCCCUAGUACGCACACGAAUGCAAGCUCAGGCUUCAGUCGAAGGAGCGCCACAGGUAACAAUGAGGAGUCUCUUCAAGCAUAUCCUGAAGACAGAGGGAGCCUUUGGUCUCUACAGGGGCUUGGCUCCCAACUUCAUGAAGGUGAUCCCAGCAGUGAGCAUUAGCUACGUGGUCUAUGAGAACCUGAAGAUGACUCUGGGCGUGCAGUCGCGGUGACCAGGUGGUGCCUGGGCCCUUGAACUUUUUCAACAAAAUCUUGGGGCUCUGACCCCCAGGGUGUGCCACCAUUUCAUUCUGUGAAUGUGUUGACUGACACUAAGCUGAUCAAACUAAGCUGUGAAAAUCCCAGAUGGUGUGUGUUGGGGAAUGAUGAGGUAUUGGGCCUUUCUACUGUGUUGCUAUCAAAAGCUCUAUAUGUGUUUUAAACAAUCGUUUGGCAGUUCUUCCCAUGUUCAAGGGACCAACUGGGAAUUGAAGGAAAGUUUCUUGAGCUGUCAGUGGUGGCCUGGCUUUUAGCCUUCUUUAGAGUCUUUUGCGCAAGCUCACAGCUGGAGAAUGUAUCAUCUUCCAACUUGCUUGAAAGAGCUUUUUUCUGUUGAGUUGUAAACUCUUCUUAGCCAUGGUUUUGAUUCUGCAAACGACCUGCCUUGGGUAGGAAUGGCUGCUGGGCCAAAAUACUUUGCUGUUUACAUGUUUUCUUUUGGAUAGGAGCAAUUCAUUUUUCUACUUCAAAAUUCUGACGCUGCAGUGUAAAUUAAAACCAAGGCUUCAGGGUGCAAAGCCAGUCCCUGCUGAGUCUGAGUGUUAAUUUCAGGUUAGCCAGACAGAGUUUAAAAUAUUUUAUUUUUAUUAUAGUUUCUGUGUUCCUGUAAAACUGCUGGCAAUAUGCACUUUAUAACAAAAGCAGCAGCUGCAGUCUAGAGUCUGCAUGUCUGUGUUUGCAUGCUGGAGUAGCUGAGAGGACCUGGCACGUGCAGUUCUGCACAUUUUGAAUGGCCUGACCAAGUAACUGGGGAGCUGUGUUGCCACUGGUCCAGUCUCUGCAUCUGAGCUCACUGCAGCAUGGCAGGGGCUGUGGAGAGGCCACUUUUGCUUCCCAGUUAGCGUUUUGCAUGGUGCUUCAAAUACAGUUCUGCCAAGUGCUGCAGGUAGCAAAUUAUUCUUGAAACUUCAAGCCUUGCAUUGCUUCAUUCAUCCAUAGAACUUUAUAGGUUGAUGCUAGAGUUUGAAUUAGGUUAGGGUGGGCUGGUGGACUUGAACUUUGGACAAGGAAGAAAUUUUGCUAUGGGGGACACACCAGGUUAACUGACAAAGGUGAAAAUGGUAGCCUUCAUUAUGAUAUUAGAAGGGAGUGGGGAGCUGCUUGCUUCCGCCCACCCACUUCCACCAGGUGCUUAUCAUAAGGAGAAGGGAAGGUGGUGGCUGCCAUAUCUCUGACUUCACUGUUUCAAGGGUUCAUUGAGUUUGUCCACUAAGACUUAUUGGAGCCCAGGGGAUCCUUGAUUGGGGACCAGCAUCGCAUUCCAUUUUUGUCGUUGUUUUGCUGCUUUCAAAGCAUAUUUAUUUUGUAUUUAUUUAAAGACAAAAGACGAAACUGUCACACUUAUUUUUGUAGACAUGUUUAAAUAUAGUUACUUUGUCCUUGGUAUUCUGUAUUUUUGUACAGGUCUCAUAUUUAUGUUCUUAAAAACGUUUUGCACAUUUUCAGUAUCGUCUAAUAAAAUAAUCAUUGCAAACUGGACCCCCUCAGAGGUCCUUAGUGCUCCAUUUCCUUUUCGUGUUGCCUGUCCUGCAUCUGGGUUGACUGAGAGCCUCAGUCAAGAAAAAAUCCCUUUGUGGGGAAAAGCCUUAGGAGAGUGGUGGGUGGUGGGGAAUGAAAGGCCCUUCUUUGGGGGUCUGCCUUACUGUGGCAUCGCCUCAUCAUUAGUGACUUUCUUUUUAUGGGUGUUGGACGAACCACAAACUAGAUGGGUUUUUGUUUUUUUUUAAUGGUU